Molecule: messenger RNA, 917 nt
Organism: Jatropha curcas
Lineage: Eukaryota; Viridiplantae; Streptophyta; Magnoliopsida; Malpighiales; Euphorbiaceae
Source: RefSeq, a predicted model, not a curated record
CUACCCGGUCCAGAGUCUUACUUCAGGGCUAAUGGGUGAACCGGUAUUAUUUGGGAGAGAGGGUCCUCGAGAUCCGUACUGCCACAGCCCAGAGGCGAGUGCCUAUUGCUCCCCCUCGCCACAUGUGUACCUUAGAUGGGAUGACACCGGAGGACAGGUUCCUGGAGUAUGGUGGCUUCCCAGCUGAUGAUUACCUGGUGCCUGGCGAUUAUGCCUCCUAUCUCUCCACUCAGCUGAGGACCAGACUUCCAGAUGUCUGAGAGUACUCUCAGGAUAGGACGAGGCAUCGGACUCCUACUUUCUAUGAGGUGCAGGCUGAGGUUGGUGCUCCUACCGAGCCUACAGGUGUUGUGCUAGGUGAUAUCCCUUUCCCUCCGAGCAUGGAGGUUACCUUGGAUCCUUCUCUAGGGCUUAGACCGACCCUUGCUAUUCCUAUUGAUCUCAGACAGGCUCCGCCACAACUACAGCUGGAUCUUGAGCAUGCCACACAUAGGUAUCAGGAGCUAUACCAGAGGUUCUGCUUCGCUCGAACCUACAUCGCCAGAUUGUAUCCGGAGCGCCACGAGAUGGAGUUAGAGAUUGGCAGGCUACGGAGACAUCAGGCUCGUCAGGUCGCUGCUGUUUCCCGUCUCCAGAUGGAGAAUGACAGGCUUCGCACUAGACUGGAGGUUGAGGGGAUUCCUUUAGAUCCCUCAAAUGAAGGGGAGGAUGAUGAUGAUGAUUCUUCGUCUGACGAUGCUCCACCACUUCCACCAUCUUCUGUCAGGCAGGCGGCAGUUGGUCCUAGCCGGAGAUGACGUUAGGCUUCUCUCAAUUUUUGAUUGCAUUUUUUUUUAUAUUUUGUAGCUCCCUUGAGCACGUUACAGUAUUUUGUACAUUUCUUUUACAUUAUUAUUUACAUUUCUUUUGAGACUUUA